This is a messenger RNA of Spinacia oleracea (spinach), 1793 nucleotides long. RefSeq names its product putative zinc finger protein At1g68190. NCBI's taxonomy places the organism in Eukaryota, Viridiplantae, Streptophyta, Magnoliopsida, Caryophyllales, Amaranthaceae. The transcript has 6 exons. Gene Ontology annotation, molecular function: zinc ion binding. Bases 182 to 1564 code for a protein of 460 amino acids. The record is from RefSeq and is a predicted model, not a curated record.
UGCAAAAAAGGGAUAGAUUUUAGAUAAAAAGUGGGCUAAACAAACACACCCUUAAAAUCAACUUGACUGAUGACUUAUUGACCGUCCUUCAAUGGCAGAAGUACAACAUUCAAGUCAUUCUUGCAGUUGUUAGAUUCUUCUUCAUUCCCAGAUUAGUGGUUGUGCAGCCAAUGAAUGAAAAAUGGAGAAAACAUGUGAAUUCUGUGGAGCAGCAUGGGCUGUUGUAUACUGCGAAGCAGAUGCAGCGCUACUCUGCCUCUCCUGUGACACGAAAGUGCAUUCAGCUAAUGCUCUCUUUGCUCGUCACUCAAGAACCCUUCUCUGUGAUUCUUGCAAACAAAAACCUGUUUAUGUUCGAUGCUUGGACCAUUUCAUGUUAUUAUGUCAAGAUUGUGACAAGAGUUUUCCACACCAUAACAACUUGAUCAUUCGUAGCUUUACUGGAUGUCCUUCAGCUAACCAGUUUGCAGCUUUAUCUGGCUUUGAUGUCCUCCAUCAGUUUUCCACAGCAACUUCUUUCAUUACUUCAGAUACUGCAACAGGUUUCUGCACCCAACAACAUAAGAAACUCAGCAAUCAUCAACGCAUGCAAAACAAUGGCUUAAUCAUAAAUCAGAUUCUUGAGUUGAAAAAUCUUCAGCUUACUCAAGGAGAUAAUCAGACAAAAUCAUUGCAUAAUAACGGAGAAUAUGUUACACCCUCCUCCAUGCACACUACUUCAGUAAAUGAAAGACUCAAGCAACAAUGGAAGGAACUCAAUUGUCUCACUAAUGAGCUUCAGAGCUUAGACAACUCAAGUCAUCUGCCUACUUCUUCUUCUUCUUCAUCUUCAUAUGUAGGAGACUCCUUUUGGCAGUACAAUAAAAGUCCAAUAGACAAUAAUAUAAAUCAGUUCUGGAUGCAAAAUUUGCAAGAUAUUGGAAUGUGUCAAGAACUCGGAUGCAUUGAUGACUUCAAUAUGCCAGAUGUUGAUAUAACAUUCCGCAAUAUUGAAGACUUUCUCAUAGGUGAUCCUGACCUAACCCGUGCUUUGGUUGAAGACAAUGAUCCUAUGACCUCAGAUACUGAUAAGACAUCCAUGAAUAACUUAGAAAAGUGCCUUAUUGAAACAACACAGGAUAUAACUGAUGCUUCAUUGAUUUCCACCAAUAAGCAUGCUAAUUUCAUCAAGGAAGUGAAUCCACUUGAUAAUGUUACUCAUCAACUAUCGAGAAAUGUAGAAAAUUCAUCACAUCUGUUUAGAUACUCGCGUUCAGCUACAUUUUCUUGUUCACGACUCAGUGCUGAAAGAUGUGGCAGCGACUUUCUUGACAGUGGAAAUUCAGGGAAUUUCACAACAAGUGAAUAUUCAGACAAUGUUGCAGAAUUACAUGGUAUAGAAGUUGAAGGUGGGGAAAGUUCAACUAGACUGUCAAAAGAGAAAAACAACAGUCGAAUGGAUGGUAAAAAGACUCAACUUGCACCACGUAAGGCUAGAACUGAUUUGCAUAAGAGAAACAAAAGCCAGUAUGCUAAGGUACAAGGCUAUGAAUCUGAUACAGCAACGGUCACUAAGACCUACUGAUUGAACUUGUCGACUUCCCAUUUCUUUUGUAUGUACAUAAUUUCAAUUUACCAACACCAUACUAUUUCAAGUUUCAAAUAUAUUCUAGACUUUUGGUACCAAAUGUGGUAGCCCAAAGCCAGAUUGUGAACCUUUCAACUCCUGUAUUUUCCUACUUUUUUUUGGUAAUUAAGUGCAAACUUAUUAAUACCAAAUUGACAGUAUUUACAUCAUUACAACUGAACCAAAA